Drosophila rhopaloa is the source of this 3004-nucleotide messenger RNA. Its product is annotated as nucleoporin nup189. The record is from RefSeq and is a predicted model, not a curated record. Lineage: Eukaryota; Metazoa; Arthropoda; Insecta; Diptera; Drosophilidae.
AACGGAACGUCCGACGCCCAACAACUUCAAUCGCGCUCUCCAAAAACGUGUUUAAAAACCCGAAAAAUCCAGAGAGUGAAGUGAGAGCGGAAGAGCUGCGGAGAAGAACCGGCGGAACAGCAAACUGAACAGCGGACCGCAGAAAAACACGGCGGAGAGACAAUAAAAGUCGGCCGGCGGCCAAAAGCGCGCUCAUUGCGUGCGCUGUUUUCGCAACGGCAACGGAAAAUUAGCCACCCAGUUGAGGUGCGAGCAGGACGGCGUGUGUACGGCAGAGGAAUACGGAUUUUCAGAGUACGGGUAGUACGAAAAUUACGGGUGUACGGAAAACAGGAGGACGCAGGAGAACGGAUACGCAGCCAGGAUGCGACACGCAUUUGUUGGAUUAAUUGUGUGCUGGCUGGCAGUUUGUCAACCGCAAGCCGAGGCGCAGUUAGGAGGCUUUGGGUUCCAGCCGCAGUUGCAGCCGCAGUUCGCCUACCAGCAGCCGCAGUUCGCCUACCAGCAGCCGCAGUUCCAACAGGUAUACCGCCAGCCGCAGCAGGUGUAUCGGCAGUACCAAAACCAACCACAACCUCUGGUCUAUUACCAACAGCCCCGCCAGCGACAGGGAUCCGUCUCGAAGGCGAACACGAACGCCUACGAGCGGCAGGUGGACUUCGGCAACAACUUGGAGUACACCCAGGGCCUGUCCAACUCGCGGGCGGUGACCAAGCAGAAUGGGCAGCGCGUGGUGACCAAGAGCCAGGCGCAGACGAGGGACGUGGACCUGGGCGGCCUGCAGCUGGGCAACACGGUGACCAGGACCCGCACGAACGCCAAUGGGCAGGUGUCGCAGGGCAUCGCCGACCAGGUGAGGAUCGGAAACGUGGGCCUGGGUGCCUCGCUUUCGCCCCAGAAUCUCCAGAACGGCUUCGGCCUGCAGCGCGGCGCCGAUGGUGACCUCCGCCUGGGCCUGGGCUUCCUUAACCUCGACCUGGACCGCAACGUGGCCAAUCCGAACACCCUGGCCCAGGCCCAGGUGAAUGCCCAGGGCAAGGGCGCCAAGGCGGGAUCGAACAGCAAUACGCAGUCGAACACGCAGCAGUUCGGCGGCGUCACCGUCACCGACACACGGGCCAACUCGAAUGCCUUCGGCAAGACCAGGAGGGGCCAGACGUCGGCCACCACCGGCGGCUUUGGCGGCAAUGCGGCCACCAACGGCCAGAGCUUCGGCGGUCCCUUCCAGCGGCUGGUGCGCCAGCCCCAGGUGUUUGGUGUCCGGCAAAAGAGGAGGGCCCAGUUCGUGCCCUUCGGCUACCCCGGCGGCAACUUCGGCCGGGGACCCUUUGGCCUGGGGCCCCUUGGCCUGGCUCUCGACCGGCCGAGGAGGCAGUUCGGCGGCGGCUUCGGCGGCGGCGGCUUCGGAGGAUUCGAAGGCCCUGAAUAUGGCGGUGGUCCCCAGUUCGGUGGCGGUGGUCCUCAGUUCGGUGGCGGUGGUCCCCAGUUUGGCAACGAAUUCUACGAGCAGCAGCCCCAGCAGCAGCAGCAGCACCACCAGCAAAGGAAGAAGGGCAACAAGAACCAGGCGCAUGGCAACGCGCAGGCCCACGGAGGACCCGGGUUCAACCAGCAGGCCUCGACGAACAACCAUGCGAGUCCCGGGAACACGGGCAGCAGCUCGAUCAGCUCCAACCUGGCCAUGGACGGCAGCAGCGGACAGGUGAGCUCCGCCAACACAAACACCCACCAGGGCCAGACCGCGAACGGGGGCUUCGAGAGUGGCCAGAACUCGCAGAGCCAGGCGCUGAACUUCAAGCCCGGCCAGCAGCAGGCCUCCAGUGCGAACGCCAACACCGGCCACACGCAGCAGGGCGAUCGCGACACCUACACCUCGAACAGCGGGUCCACGUCGACGAACAACAACCAGUUCGGCUCCUCGACGAACACGGCCAACACCAACUCGCAGGUGACCAAGGAGGGCAACCGGGAGGACGCCACCAGCGAUGCGAACAGCCAGAGCAUCUUCCAGGGCAACAAUGGCCAGGGCGACGCCACCGCCCAGACCAAUGCCCAGACGAGCAGCCAGCAGGGACCCGGCGGAUUCGUGACCAACUCGGCCUCCAGCAGCGCCACCGCCACCGCCCAGAACGGCCAGUCGGCCAAUGCCAAUGCGAACGCGAAUGCAGGUGGCUUCGGGAAUGGCGGUGGUGCUGGCGCGAAUGCCGGCGCCAAUGGCGGUAACUUCGGUAAUUUCGGCGGUGGCGGCGGUGGUGCCAAUGCCAACAGCAACGCUUUCGGCGGGGACUUUGGCGGCUUUGGAUUCUUCGGACUUCGGCAUCGUGCUCAGCAACAGAUUAGACUGCAGCGCUGGGGGCCACGCCCCCAAAACGGCACUUCGUCCAGGACCUCUUCGAUAAACGAUAACUUUGAGUAUGUGUACUUUAACCACUCGUCGUCUCGCCUGGAGGAUUUUCAGCCUGAAAGCUCGGGGAAUUCUAGGCAGGACUUGGAGGACGUUGCACAAUCACCACUCAACACAUCGGUGGAUGCCUUCGGACCCUACGAUAGUACCCAGCGGCAAGGCCGCACCUUCAGCUUGAUCUACGACUGGAUCAGUGGACUCUUCAACUCCUGCGUUUCGCCCUGCACGUUGGAGGCCUUCCAGAAGCAGACCUGCUGUGAGACCUAUGUGGUGGAUCCCUCUUAUCCGCCACUCCCGCCCCCGCCCCCACCACCACCGCCUCAAACUUGCUGUGCCCCUGUAAGACCCCCCUACCCACCUCCACCGCCACCCAGACCACUGCCACCGCCCCCACCCAUGCCCCCCCCCUACCCGCCCGUCUAUCCCAAUAAGAAAACGCCCGUGGUGGUGGUGGCCACGCCCAUCAACUGCUGCACCGUGUGCACAUAUACCUACUACGGACCACCGCCCUGUGGGCGGUUUUACAACAACGGCAGCAGCAGCGGGGGCGACGGCAAGAAGGUCACCAUCUAUGUGCCGCCACCCUACUAUGGUCGCUAG